CUAUUGGUACAAUUGACCGAGUCCUGCUAAAAGCGGCAUAUCACAUUACAAAUUCUGGAUAUACGAACGCGCAGCUCUAUAACUCCGAAGAGCACCGGAGGUUAUCCAAAUAAAAAAAAACUUUGUCAAUUGAUGCCAUUGUGAUCAGCGAGUAUUGUUCUUUAGGCAUUUUGAUUAUUACGGGUGACUUGGUGAAUAUAAAUGAUAUAAAGGUCCGGCGCCUAGCUUUGUGAAUAACGUAUUCUUUCUAGGAAAAAACUGAGAGAGUCUCUAAUUUUGGUUGCUAUAAGACAAUAGAAAACAAAAUCGCCUUACCCAUUCAGAAUGCAACAACUCGGUAUCAUAUUUGUACUUCUGCUCCUCUUCAGGGGGAGCAUGGGACAAAACCACCACGACAAGAGUGCAAUUCCACCAAGCCAGGACCCGUGGUAUACCGCACCGGCGGACUUCGAAUCAGCCUCCCCGGGCACCAUUCUCCGCAUCAGGCCAGAUCCAAGCAACAUCACUGCCAUUGUAGAUGCCGCUGCAGCUUAUAACAUCUUAUUUCGGUCCACAGACACCCGCUACCGGCCUUCAUGGGCCGUGACAACGUUUAUCGUGCCCAAGAACCCAUUGGAGGAUAGGGAUGUCGCCCGAGAAUUUGGAGCUGACGAUGGCAGAGCGGCUCUACUAUCUUUCCAAAUUCCUUAUAACGCCGCCAGCGUGGAUGGUGGCCCAAGUUAUCUCCUAGCCACGAAUUUCGGUCUAGGCGACCUCGGUAUCACGCCCAUGACAUCUUAUAUCGCCGACGCGAUUGGUCGCGGUUGGUACGUGACUGUGCCAGAUUUUGAAGGGCCUACUGCGGCUUUUGGUGCCGGUCCGCAAGCAGGACAUGCGGUGUUAGACGGUAUCCGUGCUGUUCUAUCGUCAAAAGAACCCAAUGGUAAAUCCGAGAAAGCCCGAUAUGCCAUGUGGGGGUAUUCAGGAGGCUCGAUAGCAAGCACCUUCGCGGCCGAAAUGCAGGCUUCGUAUGCACCUGAGCUAGAUUUCGCCGGCGCCGCCAUUGGCGGCAUAGUCCCAGAUCUCACUGAAGUCUUCAGGAAACCAGUUAGCAACGUCUCUUCUGUAAUCCCUGCGGGACUGUUAGGCGUAACGGCACAGUACCCUUCUGCCCGCGAAUACCUCGUCAGCCAGCUGAACCCGUCUGGUCCAUACAAUGCUACAGGAUUUCUGCAGGCGUUGAAUUUCAGCGCCUUACAGUCGAUUGUAUAUUUUGGGAUCCAAAAUAUAAGUGAGUAUUUCGUGAAUGGACUUGACGCCAUUUACGAAGCACCUGAGCUUGUUCGCGUCUUUGGGGAGAAUGAGUACGAAGGCUACCACGGCAUUCCACAGAUGCCCCUAUUUGUGUACAAGGCGAUACACGAUGACUCCAACGGUAUCGCCACAUCGGACGAUCUCAUAUCUCAUUAUUGCAAAGUCGGUGUCAACAUACUAUAUCAUCGAAACACGAUCGGCGGUCACGAAGACGAGUUCAUUAAUGGCAUACCACGUUCGUUUGAGUUUCUUUCUGACGUACUCACUGGAACCUACGCAGAAAAGUACAACACCACUGGCUGUACUUGGGUCGAUGUGACUAUCAACGUUACAGCUCCAGCUACGAGCGACUCCUGAGGUUAGUCGCUUACGUAGUAAGUGGAGGUACAAAUGCCCUCUGUUGUAGAAAUGUGGGAUCAAAGGCUGAAAUGUCCAGUUUAGACGAAACAUGAAUCGGGUUCAAAACUUACCUGAAAAAUAGUACUGAGAACUUAAAUAAGGAAGAUCCAUUUAUAUUCAAGGCAAUGUCUGAACUUGGCCAAGAAAUUCAUCAUAGAGAAGGUCGUAACCAAGGUUUGAUUUUCACAUCGUGUGCAUAAACAGACUGCUAUUGACAACUAGCGUCGUCUCUUGGACUAAAGCCAUAAAAUUCUUAAGUGUCUAAAUAUAAUCUCUAAGUAAUUUCGCUCGCCUAGGAAUGAUUUAUGGUUCAAUCUUUAUGGGAUCAGAAUACUUAGGAGAAUGUUAUAACGAGGAAGAGACACUGCCCCAUGAAUCAAGCAGACUGAUAUAAUAUUACCUUUAUUCCUUUCUCACCGAACCUAUAACUAAG
Molecule: messenger RNA, 2125 nt
Organism: Xylaria bambusicola
Lineage: Eukaryota; Fungi; Ascomycota; Sordariomycetes; Xylariales; Xylariaceae
Product: secretory lipase-domain-containing protein
Exons: 5
Coding region: 325-1650 (441 amino acids)
Biological process (GO): lipid catabolic process
Molecular function (GO): triacylglycerol lipase activity
Source: RefSeq, a predicted model, not a curated record